GUGAUGCUUUUCUCUAAGCAGGAAUCAAAACUCCCAAGCCAGUGGUGAUCUUCAGCAUAGAGCGAGGGGAAGAUCUGUGUGUGCGGGGUCCCACAGAAGAUGAAGAUGGGGACAUUCUUAGAGGAACCCACCCAGACCUUUUGUCUCGGUGCAGAUUUUUCAGAUGCAGAGGAGACCUGGGACUGGCCAGCAAUUGAAAGCUCCUUGGGCUUCUUCCUCACACAAAGCUCUUCCCCUGGAGCAGCAGAGGCAAGGAACCUGAACAGAGCUGAGGGGCAGACUCCUGAGGAAGGACCUGGUAGCCUGGAGCCACUCAGACCUUUCCGAGGGACAUCAGGGAAGAACCAUUCCAAGAAAUCUGAACGGGGAAGACAUCACAAGAGACAGGGCAGGUCUCAAAGGCAGAGGAAAAAUCUGAUCAGGAAGGAGCAGGCAACCUCAAGAGGCCAUCAGAGGAGAUCCAGGCCAUAUCUAAAGCCUCCUGCAGAGGGAAAAACUGAGCCCAGAAAGAGCCUAUAUACCUGCCAUGUGUGCAGAGAAGAAUUCAAGGUGCAGAGAGAACUGAUAAGCCACCACUGGAUGGUUCAUAAGGGACAGGAACUGUAUCACUGUAGCGAGUGUGGGGAGAGCUUUAGGAGAAAGAAGGAGUUCAGAGCACAUGGGAAAGUUCACAGAAAGAAGAGAGACCAUCCCUGUUCUGAAUGUGGGAAGAUAUUCAAUCAGUUAUCACUGCUCACUGCCCACCAGAGAAUCCACACUGGAGAGAGACCCUAUCACUGUGCUGAGUGCGGAAAAAGAUUCUUAUACUUGUCAGCUUUUACCAUCCACAAGAGAAUCCACUCGGGAGAGAGACCCUAUGCGUGCGCUGAGUGUGGAAAGCAAUUUAUGGAUUCGUCAACAUUUCGUAAUCACCAGAGAAUCCACUCAGAAAAGAGACCCCAUCGCUGUAACCAAUGUGGGAAAGGCUUCAAACUUACAUCAAAUCUUACUAGGCACCAGAAAAUCCACAGCGAAGAGAGACCCUUCUUGUGUCAUGAGUGUGGGAAAAAGUUCUGCCUACGAGAACAUCUGAUCAGACAUCAGAGGAUCCACACUGGGGAGCAGCCCCAUUGCUGUGCUGAGUGUGGGAAAAAAUUCAGUCUCCUUCAAAGUCUCAGGAGACACCAGGAAACCCAUAGUACAGGGAGACUCCAUCGCUGUGCUGAGUGUGGGAAAAUAUUCCGUCAUCCAGACAGUCUCUCUAAACACCAGAGAGUCCACAAUGGGAAACUCCAUCGCUGCACUGAUUGUGGAAAAGGCUUUGUCUAUAUACAUCAUCUCACUCGCCACCAGAGAAUCCACACUGGAGAGAAACCCUAUUGCUGCACUGAGUGCGGGAAAAGUUUCACCCAAUUGUCAGGCCUCACCAACCACCUGAGAAUCCAUUCAGGAGAGCGACCAUAUCCCUGCACUCAGUGUGGGAAGUGCUUUGCUCACUCAUCAUCUCUCACUGAACAUCUGAAAAUCCAUUCAGGAGAACGACCAUAUUCCUGCAUUGAGUGUGGGAAGCACUUUGCUCGCUCAUCAUCUCUUACUCAGCAUCAGAGAACCCACUCAGGAGAGCGACCAUAUUCCUGCGCUCAGUGUGGGAAGCGCUUUGCUCGCUCAUCAUAUCUUACUAAACACCAGAGCAUCCACUCAGGAUAGAGACUCCUGACCCUGGUGUUUGAUGGAGGGAACCUCUUCUUUCUCUCACUUCAUCCUGUUCCCAAAGUCUGUAAAAGAGGGAGAAGUUGCUCCCACUCUGAAAUGUUCCCACCUCUUCACUAAGCAGACACGAGUUUAGGUGCUGGGUUUGUUAAAAUAAUUUGUAUGGUCCUCGAGAGGUACUGAAACAUUCCAAAGUGGGCAUAAUGGGCUGCAGGUGGGACAGAGAUGACUGGAGUUAGGACUGCACUUUGGAGGCCCUGGUUUCUCCCAAGCCGUUUGCUCACUGUGGCUCCCAUCCUCUCAGGCUCCACAAAUGGAAUUAAUUGUUUUAUUUCUUCUGGGAUUUGGGGGUUUGGAAAAAUGGGCAGAGACUGAAAAGGAGCUUUCGUCUCCUGAGUUAAUGAAAGGCUUGACAUCCCCUGUGUGCCUCUCAUAGUACU
Molecule: messenger RNA, 2129 nt
Organism: Chrysemys picta bellii (western painted turtle)
Lineage: Eukaryota; Metazoa; Chordata; Testudines; Emydidae
Source: RefSeq, a predicted model, not a curated record